AUGGAGUUGGCAAAUGAAACUGCCAUCCAGGAAUUCAUUUUGCUGGGAUUUGGAAUGGAUCAGCAAAAACGCUUCUUGCUGCUUGUUUUCUUGAUUAUCCUUUAUGUUCUAACACUGGUUGAAAACAGCACCAUUAUAACCCUGGUCUGUCAAGAUAACCAUCUGGGCCAGGUUCCCAUGUAUAUCAUCCUUAGCAACUUUUCCUGGCUGGAGAUGUGUUAUGUGACUACCACAAUUCCCCGCAUGCUUUUUGACCUUGUGACCCAUAACCAGGUUAUCUCUUUCAAUGCUUGCUUCUUCCAAUUCUAUCUCUUGUUCUCUCUUGGCACCACUGAAUUCUUCUUCCUUUCAGCCAUGGCUUUAGAUCGAUACUUAGCCAUCUGCCACCCAUUACACUACCAGAUCAUCAUGACCCCACAUUCUUGUUAUAUUCUGGUAACCGCUUGUUGGAUCCUCGGUUUCCUGGGGUACAUCACACCUGUUGUUUUCCUCUCUAAGUUAUCUUACUGUGGACCCAACAUUAUUGAUCAUUUUGUGUGUGACCUCAUUCCACUUCUGUCCUUGGCUUGUCCUCCUCUUGGAAAUGCUCCAUUGAUUUGCCAAAUUAUUGUGAACAUUCUGUUUUUAAGCAAUGUAUUAUUUGUUAUACUAUCCUAUGGCAUUGUGAUUUACACUUUGAUGAAAUCCUCCAAUAAAGGGAAUUGUAGGAAGGGCUUCAACACUAUAUCUAUGCAUCUUUUAGUGGUGACACUUUUCUAUAGCACAGUAGGAGCAAUGUAUCUAAUUCCAAUUGGAGAAAGCCAUUUAAAGAUUAGUAAGACAAUAACACUCUUCUAUGUUGCCAUUAUACCUUUCCUCAACCCUUUGAUCUACUGUCUGAGGAACGAUCAAGUGAAGGAGGCACUGCACAAAUUAUUGGCAGAAAUAUCAGGCUUCAUAAUGUCAACAAUCACAGUUUAA
Molecule: messenger RNA, 960 nt
Organism: Pantherophis guttatus
Lineage: Eukaryota; Metazoa; Chordata; Lepidosauria; Squamata; Colubridae
Product: olfactory receptor 11H6-like
Biological process (GO): G protein-coupled receptor signaling pathway
Cellular component (GO): membrane
Molecular function (GO): olfactory receptor activity; G protein-coupled receptor activity
Source: RefSeq, a predicted model, not a curated record